AUGGCCUCUCAUUCAAAUGACGCCGAAGCAAAGAGCAUUUCAGCUUAUGGAGAGGCACGGUCCACAGUUUCCGGAAAAUGUCUUGGUCCCGACGAAGUUCGCAAGAUGAGCGCGUACUUUCAUGCCAGCUUGUACCUUUGUCUCGGCAUGCUCUACCUCCGAGAGAAUCCUCUUCUUAAAGAACCCUUGAAAGUAGAGCAUCUUAAAGCUCGACUUCUAGGACACUGGGGGUCUGAUGCAGGCCAAUCCUUCACUUGGAUCCACAUGAAUCGCCUGAUCAAGAAAUAUGACCUGGACGUUCUUUUCGUUUCCGGCCCUGGCCAUGGCGCUCCGGGUAUUAUCUCCCAGUCAUAUCUUGAGGGUGUGUACUCGGAGGUAUUUCCAGACAAGGCCGAGGAUACUGUGGGUAUGCAGAAAUUCUUUAAACAGUUCUCGUUCCCGGGUGGCAUUGGAAGCCAUUGUACUCCCGAGACUCCUGGCAGUAUCCAUGAAGGUGGAGAGCUUGGAUACUCUAUUUCUCAUGCCUUUGGAACUGUCUUUGAUAAUCCCAAUCUCAUCACCUUGACCAUGGUUGGUGAUGGAGAAUCUGAGACUGGUCCUCUUGCGACGAGCUGGCACAGCACUAAAUUCCUCAACCCAAUUACUGAUGGAGCGGUUCUCCCUGUUCUUCAUCUGAACGGCUACAAGAUUAACAAUCCGACGGUUCUUGCACGCAUCAGUCACGAGGAAUUGACUUCAUUGAUGAUCGGUUAUGGCUGGAAGCCAUAUUUCGUGGAGGGAAGUGACUUGGAAAGCAUGCACCAGGCUAUGGCUGUCACACUUGAACAGUGUGUGAAGGAGAUUAAGCAAUACCAACAACAGGCCCGGUCAUCCAACAAGCCGUUCCGUCCCCGCUGGCCCAUGAUUAUUCUUCGCACGCCAAAGGGUUGGACAGCGCCGAGGGAAGUCGAUGGGAAACUACUUGAAGGUUUCUGGCGUGCACACCAGAUUCCUAUCACCGAUGUUUCUACCAACCCUGCUCAUCUAGAGAUCCUUGAAACUUGGAUGAAGGGAUACAAGCCAGAGACGCUCUUCGAUGAGAAUGGCAAGCUUCUUCCUGAACUAAGGGAGCUUGCGCCUGCCGGCAACUCACGCAUGAGUGCCAACCCGGUCGGCAAUGGUGGUCUCCUGCGCAAGCCGCUGCAAUUGAAUGAUUUCCGUGAUUAUGCCAUCCAGGACAUUAUCCCCGGAAAGACCUCCGCAGGUGGUAUGGCGAACAUGGCAAAGUUCCUUCGUGAUGUCGUGGCUAAGAAUAUGACUACAUUCCGCCUCUUUGGCCCUGAUGAGACCGAGUCUAAUAAGCUCGCCGAAGUCUACAAAGCAGGUAAGAAAGUAUGGAUGGCAGACUACUUCGAAGAGGACAGCGAUGGAGGUAAUCUUUCUCCGCAUGGACGUGUCAUGGAAAUCCUCAGUGAGCAUACAUGUGAAGGCUGGCUGGAGGGAUACAUCCUUUCUGGGCGUCAUGGCCUCAUCAACAGCUACGAGCCUUUUGUGCACGUCAUUGACUCGAUGGUCAACCAGCACUGCAAGUGGAUUGAGAAGUGUCUUGAGGUCGAAUGGCGCGCUAAGGUCGCCUCUCUCAACAUUCUGAUCACAGCUACUGUCUGGAGACAAGAUCACAAUGGAUUUACGCACCAGGAUCCUGGAUUCCUCGAUGUGGUGGCCAAUAAGAGCCCCGAGGUGGUCCGAAUCUACCUCCCACCUGACGGGAACACUCUCCUGUCCUGCAUGGACCACUGUCUCCGUAGUGUGAACUAUGUGAAUGUCAUUGUGGCAGAUAAACAAGAGCAUAUUCAGUUCUUGAACAUGGAAGAUGCCGUCGCACACUGUUCCAAGGGCCUUGGAAUCUGGGACUGGGCUAGUAACGACCAAGGCGAAGAGCCAGACGUCGUGAUGGCGUCUUGCGGUGAUGUCUCAACACAUGAAGCUUUAGCUGCCACUGCACUCUUGCGCAAAUAUCUUCCUAGUCUCAAGGUUCGCUUCGUGAAUGUCGUUGACCUCUUCCGACUUAUCUCGGGGAUCCAUCACCCGCACGGCAUGCCUGAUCGCAAAUGGAAGUCUAUCUUCACAGAUAACAAGCCUAUUAUCUUCAAUUUCCACUCUUAUCCCUGGCUCAUUCACCGAUUGACAUACAAGCGUCCUGGUCAGCACAACCUACAUGUGAGGGGAUACCGUGAGAAGGGCAACAUUGAUACUCCGUUCGAAUUGGCGGUGCGCAACGGAACCGAUCGGUACAGCUUGGCAAUUGAUGCAAUUGACCUGAUUCCAUCUCUGGGCAACACUGCAUCUAGUGUUAGAGAGAAAUUGAUCAAUGCACGUCUUGCUUGUAAGUCGGAGGCUUUUGAAAAUGGUGUGGAUCCUGAGUACAUUCGCAACUGGACCUGGCCAUAUGCGAAGAAUUGA
This is a messenger RNA of Penicillium odoratum, 2442 nucleotides long. RefSeq names its product phosphoketolase family protein. Gene Ontology annotation, molecular function: aldehyde-lyase activity. Lineage: Eukaryota; Fungi; Ascomycota; Eurotiomycetes; Eurotiales; Aspergillaceae. Gene Ontology annotation, biological process: carbohydrate metabolic process. The record is from RefSeq and is a predicted model, not a curated record. The coding region runs from base 1 to 2442 and encodes 813 amino acids. The transcript has a single exon.